GAAUGCUCUGUAAAAAUGGUAGAAUUCGUCAGUCCUCGGGCUAAGAACCUUGAAUUUGUCGAGGUGGAGGAUCACGUGGCAAGAUUCUCCACCGACGUCAUCGCUUCAGUUGCUUUUGGGAUUCAGUGCAACAGCAUCGAGAAACCGGAUGCAGAGUUUAGGGAAUAUGGUCGAAGGCUUUUACGGCCUAAACCAAUACGAAACGUGCUGUUGAUGUUGGCUCCCUUCUGGCUAAACGGACUCGGAAUUUCCGGUACAGAUGCCGAUGUGACAAAAUUCUUCAUCAGUGCCUUCACCGAAACAGUGAAAUACAGAACAGCCAACAACGUUGCUCGGAAAGACUUCCUAGACUUGAUCAUUCAGUUGAUGAAUAAGGGUUACACAGAAAAUGACGAUAAGAAAUUGUCUCAAUUAUCAGAGUUUGAUAGUCAGAAAAUCACUGCACUUGAAGGAGCCGCGCAGGCUUUCGUAUUCUGGUUAGCUGGCUUCGAGAAGUCAUCUUCAACCGUCACUAACUGCCUGUACGAGUUGGCGCUACAUCAGGAUAUCCAGGACAAAGUGGCUGAAGAAGCGAACCGAGUACUUGGAGAAUUCGGGGGAAUGUCUUACAACGGAGUAAAGGAGAUGCGCUAUCUUUACAAAGUCGUAUCAGAAACUUUGAGGAAGUAUCCAGCCGUCCCGAUUCUGAACCGAGAAUGCACAGCGGAGAUCGAUCUGCCCGAAACUGGACUCCACGUUGAGAAAGGCACUGCGAUAAUCAUUCCCGUUUACGGACUCCACAACGAUCCCGAAAUAUAUCCAGACCCGGAAAAAUUCGACCCUGAACGUUUCACCGAGGAAAACAUCGCCAGCAGACAUCCGUACGCUCAUCUGCCAUUCGGCGAAGGGCCGAGGAAUUGCAUAGGUGCGAUCAUUUUUCAAAGAAUUUAUCAAAGGGCCUCAAAACAGCUUUGCGGAUGUUUUUUACAUGAAUCAGAUUCUGGAAACAUGGCGUCUUACGCAAACUACUUUUUGGUACAAUUCAUUGGGGCAAUCUUUACCCUGAUCUGUGCUGCUUACAUAUAUCUGAAAUACGUGACCUACAAGUACUGGAGUUGGAAGAACAUUGAUUUUGUCAAACCAGUUGUCCCCUUUGGCAACUUAUGGCCGGUGCUUUCGGUUAGCACUUCAAUUGGUGAACUGUUUCGAGACAUAUAUUCGAAGUUUAAGAAAAGUCAGGUCGUUGGGGUUUACAUGUUUCACAAGCCGGCACUCGUGGUCAAUGAUCCUGAUGUCAUGCGCUUUGUACUGACAAAACAGUUCAUGAAUUUCCACGACCGGGGCGUGUAUUGCAAUGAAACAGUAGAUCCGUUGUCUGGUCAUCUGUUCACCAUUCCCGGUGCAAAGUGGAAGUACCUGAGGACCAAGUUCUCUCCGACGUUUACUUCGAGCAAGAUGAAGCAGAUGUUCUUCACGGUUCAGGAAUGCUCGGAAAAAAUGGUCGAAUACGUUGGUCCUCAAGCUGCGAAUCGUGAAGUGAUCGACGUGAAGGACCUCGUAGCAAGAUUCUUUACUGACGCAAUCGCAUCAAUUGCCUUUGGGAUUCAGUGCAACAGCAUCGAGAAUCCGGAUGCAGAGUUCCGGAGCUACGGUCGAAAGGUUUUGAAGCCGAGACCAUUGAUGAACGUGAUUAUGAUUUUAGCUCCCUCUUGGCUGAAACUGCUCAGAAUUGUCAGUAUUGACGCCGACGUGGAAAAAUUCUUCGUCAGUACGUUUAUCAAGACAGUAGAAUACAGAGCAGCCAACAACGUGGUUCGAAAAGACUUUCUGGACUUAAUAAUUCAGCUGAUGACCAAGGGUUACAUAGAAAGUGACGAUAAAAAAUGGACCCAACCGUCAGAGUUUGAUUGUCAGAAGAUUACACUGCUCGAAGGAGCCGCGCAGGCUUUCGCAUUCUGGUUAGCUGGCUUCGAGACGUCGUCUUCAACCGUCACCAAUUGCCUGUACGAGUUAGCACUGCAUCAGGACAUCCAGGAAAAAGUGGCCGAUGAGGCGAACCGAGUGCUGGCUAAAUUCGGGGGAAUGUCUUACAAUGGAAUCAAGGAGAUGCAUUAUCUCCAGAAAGUCGUGUCAGAAACCUUGCGGAAAUAUCCAGCUGCCACGAUUCUGAAUAGAGAAUGCACAGCGGAGAUCGAUCUGCCAGAAACUGGACUCCACGUUGAGAAGGGCACUGCGAUAAUCAUCCCCGUUUACGGAAUCCACCAUGAUCCUGAAAUAUAUCCAAACCCAGAAAAGUUCGACCCUGAACGUUUCACCGAGGAGAACAUCGCCAGCAGACAUCCCUACACUUAUCUGCCAUUCGGCGAAGGUCCGAGGAACUGCAUAGGCAUGGGGUUCGGGUUAGUUCAGACGAAGGUCGCACUGGCCAGCCUACUUUCAAAAUAUCGUUUCACGUCGGAUUUGGAUCCCGAAGUACCGAUGGCAGCUGAUAAAGACAAUGUCGGGGUAGCGUGGACGGAUGGAAUGCCCCUUCGAAUCCAACACCGUUAAUCGAUAGUCGUCGGAACACCUGCAGUUAUUAACGUAUUAGCAAAAUUCUUUAACAAUAAUUAUAUUUCGAUCGUUAUCAUAUGCUAUUAUGCAAAGCAAAAUGAAACGAUGAAUAAAUAUUGAAAGAAAUGAAAAUUUAUAUGUCCUGCUCAACAAGUUUGUAUGCAAUUAUUUAUGGUCUUUAAAAAGUGGUUCGUAUUCCCCGAUGUGAGAUGACAAAGAAGUAUACAUGUAUGUUAUUUAUAAAACAAUGUACCUUA
This is a messenger RNA of Neodiprion fabricii, 2789 nucleotides long. Its product is annotated as probable cytochrome P450 6a14. NCBI's taxonomy places the organism in Eukaryota, Metazoa, Arthropoda, Insecta, Hymenoptera, Diprionidae. The transcript has 13 exons. The record is from RefSeq and is a predicted model, not a curated record. Gene Ontology annotation, molecular function: oxidoreductase activity, acting on paired donors, with incorporation or reduction of molecular oxygen; heme binding; iron ion binding. Bases 16 to 2529 code for a protein of 837 amino acids.